AUUUUGUCUCACUGAAGUUUAAAAAUGUUUCUGACUGUUUCAAGCUUUUAUGUGGAGGUUUAUUGUGUUAUUAUGAUGAAUAUAAUAUUAUUUUAAUUGAAAGAAAGUAGAGAGUUAUUGACUGUCUGCUUAUUUUUGUUAACAUAAAACAUGACUUUGGAUCUACAAAAAAUGUGGUGGUGGAUUUUUGUCAGCCUUAACUUCAUCUCCAAGCUGCAUGGGUAUUCACAUGGCAACUUCCCAGAGGCGUGUGACUCAAUGAGACCUCUGCAUGGUCCUGGUGGUACCGGGACUCCUCCUCAGACGUCAGAACCCCCUUUUAUGGUUAGCAACCGGCUUGGCAGUAAUGUUGGAGACCCAAUUACAGUUUCCCUCCAGAGCAAGCACUCCGUCCCAUUUAUUGGAUUUAUGUUGGAAGCUCGUGAACUGAGUUUAAAUGGUGAAGGUCCCCCACUUGGAAAAUUUAUCAUUACUAACUCUGGCGAAUCUCGACUCCUGAGAUGUGGCAAUUCAGAGGGUUCAGCUGUGAGUAACACUGACAAUAGGGAAAAGAGGUUGAUCAAUGUAAACUGGACUGCAGAGGGAGACGAACGUGAUAUCAUCUUCAGGGCCACUUUCUGUCAAAUGUAUAGAAAGUGCUGGGAACGUGUUAAUGUAAUAGUCCUCAGACCCAUGAGCACUCCAAAACCAGAGGCAACAACUGCAGCAGCAACAACAACUACAACCCAAAUGACUACAACAAUGCAAGUUUAUACAACACAAGCUUCAACUAAUGCAGAAAAUGACACUAAUGUAGCAGUAACAACAACUACAACCCAAAUGACUACAACAAUGCAAGUUUAUACAACACAACCUUCAACUAAUGCAGAAAAUGACACUAAUGUAGCAGUAACAACAACUACAACCCAAAUGACUACAACAAUGCAAGUUUAUACAACACAAGCUUCAACUAAUGCAGAAAAUGACACUAAGAUAGGGGACAUUGUAAUGAUGUGCUUGAACAGUGUUUUUGUGGAUAUGAAAAUGCAAAUAUCCAACAUAAUUAUGGCUGUACAUCCCAGAAGAUCCUCCAAUCAUUACUUACUGAAGAGUUUCAGGAUUGUGGGCAGCUCAUUCUGUAUUUUGUCUUCUUUGUCGUCAUUAAUCUUACUUUGUCUUUGCAACCCCCUCAAUGGUAUUUACAUUGGUCUUGUAACCACAGUGCUGCUGAUUGGUUUCAUAGAGUGGGUCAUUGCUGUGCUGCCGUUUGGACCCAGCCAUGAACUAAAUGAACACUGUGAACUUGCUCUUCGGGUGUGUUUUCCCUUCCACCACCUUUUCACAAAUGCUUUUCUCCAUGUUAAAAUCAAGGGCUUGAUUGAUGAAUGGGUAGAAACCAGGAGAGAGUUGUGGUUUGUACUGAUUGCUCAAACAGUGCUGAUUGGCCUGACUAUAGUCUGGGAUAUUUUGCUCUGUAACAACAAGAGAGCCUUACUGCAGAUCGUAAAAGAUAAGUCCAAACAUCAUCAGGGUCAUCAAAUAAUUACGGACCGUUGCUCUGCAGUCACAGUGACUGUUACAGUCAUCUCAGAAAUCCUCGUGGUUGGAAUCACAUCUCUGUCUGUAGCUAUCAUUGUUGGACUAUUUCUGAUGCAGAAGAAUUAGCGAAUGGUACAGUGCCAGUGAGAUUUAUUUACAGCCCUAGUAAAGAAGUCUAAAGAAAACCUCAAAUAAAUUCAUCAUUGAGAGCAGUGUAAUAAUCUUAUACUGAAAAUGUAGCUGCAGUUCUCUAACAGUGAUUUCUUUUUAACUUCCCUUACCAUCCUGCUUAUUGUAAGUGGUGGCAGGAUAAUGUUGACUCCUUGUGCAGCCUUCUUUGGACUGUUCAGAUUCAGUCAGUCAGUAAUUUUCUACCGCUUAUUCCAUAGUGGGUCACAGGGGAGCUGGUGCCUAUCUCCAGCAGUCUAUGGGUGAGAGGCAGGGUACACCCUGGACAGGUCGCCAGUCCAUCACAG
Girardinichthys multiradiatus is the source of this 1994-nucleotide messenger RNA. Its product is annotated as putative ferric-chelate reductase 1. The coding region runs from base 151 to 1644 and encodes 497 amino acids. Gene Ontology annotation, molecular function: oxidoreductase activity, acting on metal ions. The record is from RefSeq and is a predicted model, not a curated record. Lineage: Eukaryota; Metazoa; Chordata; Actinopteri; Cyprinodontiformes; Goodeidae. The transcript has 13 exons.